Messenger RNA from Centropristis striata (black sea bass), 5057 nucleotides. RefSeq names its product TBC1 domain family, member 22B (gene tbc1d22b). Gene Ontology annotation, biological process: activation of GTPase activity. The transcript has 14 exons. Gene Ontology annotation, molecular function: GTPase activator activity. Lineage: Eukaryota; Metazoa; Chordata; Actinopteri; Perciformes; Serranidae. The coding region runs from base 401 to 1993 and encodes 530 amino acids. The record is from RefSeq and is a predicted model, not a curated record.
AGUUACAAAUAUCUUUCCAGAACUUAGACGACAAAGGGCAAAACCAAAACAGAUGAUAUGGUGCCAGACUUUAGACGGGUCCCUCCGGUCUCUCUGGGAGCAUCCUUACGUCACUGCUCCUCUCCUCCUAUUGGUCCAUCUCCCUGCACCUGUUCAUCCCAGCAGCCAAUCACAGGCUCCGCUCGCUCUACCAACCAGCUCCAAGAUGGCGUCUCCCAGAGCUCCGAGCCAGGCAGCAUCUAGAUCCGGAGCCCUGCCGCGGGUCUAACUCAUGAGGAGGCCGAGCAGGAGCAGCACACAGCGGCCCUCAUCCUCCACCUGCCCCCGGUCCUGCCCCGGGUCCUGGUCCGGGUCCUGGUCCGGGUCCCGGUCCGGUCUGAAGGGGCUCUGAGGUCCGACCAUGGCCACCGAGAACAGGAUCCAUUUCUGGAGGAGGACCAGCACCAAGGCUCCCGGAAGCGUCCAGCCGGUUUACGGAGCGCAGCACCCGCCUCUCGACCCGCGGUUACGGCGCACAUAUCCCAAAGACACGAAGUCCAAGCUGAACAACCUGAAGUCUAAGAAGGCGUCGAGCUUCCACGAGUUCGCCCGCAGCACCAACGACGCCUGGGACAUCAACGAGGAGGAAGACGAGGAGUUCCUGGCUUCUCCUGCUGCGACUUCAUCACUCCCACCAUGUCUCCACUUCCUGCCAACACACAACCAGCAGCAGAAUCAGAAUCAGGCUGAUGAGAGAGAAUCUGGAGUGGUUCAGAGGCUGGAGCCUCCCAGGACAGAAGCUCCACACCUCCACCAUGUGACCCAGGAGGAGCAGGAGCAGCAGGAGGAGCAGGAGGAGCAGCAGGAGGAGCACGUCAACGGGGAGCUGGUGAAGUCUGGUAGUGAGGCUCACCUCAGCAGGUCCUCAGGCGGCUCUUCCCUCCAGCAGCAGCGCUCCCUCCCAGUGCGUCCCAUCAUCCCUCUGGUGGCUCGCAUGUCGGACCAGAACGCGUCCGGAGCUCCUCCCAUGACGGUCCGAGAGAAGAGCCGGCUGGACAAGUUCAAGACGCUGCUGGCCAGCCCCAACACUGACCUGGAGGAGCUCCGGAAGCACAGCUGGUCAGGAAUCCCCAGAGAAGUCCGGCCCAUCACAUGGAGACUUCUCUCUGGAUAUCUGCCGGCCAACAAGGAGCGCAGAGAGCUGGUGCUGAAGAGGAAACGGGACGAAUACUUUGGCUUCAUCGAGCAGUAUUACCACUCCAGAACAGACGAGAACUACAAGGACACAUACAGACAGAUCCACAUCGAUAUUCCCAGAACCAACCCUCUGAUCCCCUUGUUCCAGCAGCCCACCGUCCAGGAGGUGUUUGAGCGUAUCCUGUUCAUCUGGGCGAUCCGUCACCCAGCCAGCGGCUACGUCCAGGGCAUCAACGACCUGGUCACGCCCUUCUUCGUCGUCUUCCUCUCCGAGUUUGUCACAGAAGAUGUGGAGAACUUUGAGGUGUCAGCUCUUCCUCUGGACACUCAGAGGAACAUCGAGGCCGACAGCUUCUGGUGCAUGAGCAAGCUGCUGGACGGGAUCCAGGACAACUACACGUUUGCUCAGCCUGGGAUCCAGAACAAGGUGAAGGCUUUAGAGGAGCUGGUCAGCAGGAUCGACGAGGACAUUCACAAUCAUUUUAAGAGGUACGAGGUGGAGUACCUGCAGUUUGCUUUCCGCUGGAUGAACAACCUUCUGAUGAGGGAGCUGCCGCUUCGCUGCACUAUCCGUCUCUGGGACACCUACCAGGCUGAAUCUGAAGGAUUCUCCCACUUCCACCUCUACGUCUGUUCUGCUUUCCUCAUCGAGUGGCGCAAAGAAAUCCUCUCCAUGGUCGACUUUCAGGGCCUCCUGAUGCUCCUGCAGAACCUUCCUACCAUCCACUGGGGCAACGAGGAGGUGGGCCUCCUUCUGGCUGAGGCCUACAGACUCAAGUACAUGUUUGCAGACGCUCCCAGCCACUACAAGAGAUAGAUACUGGAGGUAGGAGGCUGCUCCCAGUCAGACCAGUACACAGUCUUAAUCCAGAACCACAGCAGACUGGAACUGGAAGGACUCCCAGUGUGUGAGACGCUCCAGACUACAGAUCUGGUCCUGAGGUCACCUGGAACAGACUGCCCAGGUCUCAACUCUUCUCCUGUGAAAAUCAAGUCCAGUGAAUGUCACGUCAUGCUGCGUUCAAAUGCACUCGGAACUCGGAAAGAUCCGAGUUGGAAAUUCCGACUUCGGAGGUAAAUGCGUUUCAUUGCUCAACCUCUAAAAAAAACAUGGCCGACCACAGCAAACUGAUGUUUGUCUGGAGAAAUUAUUAGAAUUAGAAAUUAUUCAUCAGCUACUUUAGAGACAAAAAUAUCAUUAAAUCUUAUCAAUUUCCUGGAUAUAAUAAAAAGAAGUGCAGUAUUACACCUUAUAGACUAAUGUAGUUUAAAUAUGGGACAAACUAUAAUAUUUUUGACACUUUUAUUGAGCUUUUUCGUCCCUACUACGCUCACACAAACUCUUUAAUGAACAGAGUGGGAGAGCAAAUACCACCACACAGUAAUCCUGCACUUUUAGUAACACAAAUGAUAAAUUAAACGACUAAAUGUUGAAGAUAAAGUGACUGUUUUCCACGUAUUUCCGACCUACUCGGCUGCUUGGAUCCUACUUGAAUUCCCGAGUCGGAAUCCCGAGUUCAAGUUCCGUUCUGUUGCAGUUUUCCCACUCGGAGGUCGGAUCUUUCCGAGUUCGGAGUGCAAUUGAACGCAGCGUUAGAGUUGAUGGUGCCCCCAUACGGCUCAGAGAACAUGAGACUACUGUACUAUAUGGAUGGACUGUUACAGUAUGAUAACCAUAGCUAUGCCACAUAUACAAACUGUACUUAUACAGGUGUUGUUCAUGCAACAGUAACUGUCUCUGCAGUGGAACCAACACUGAUAAAAAAAGGUGUUUAAAACAAGAUCAAACAGUAAAUCUGAGGGAAAUGAUCUUGCUGCAUGGACAGAUAAUUUACCUUGACAAGAUUUAUUAAAUUAAGAUUAUUAAAUCUAGAAAUAAGCAUGUUGAACACUUAAAAUAAGAAAUUAACUCUUCAAACAAGAAUAAAACCAGUUAAACCAGAAUAAAACCAGAAUAAAACCAGAAUAAAACCAUUUAAAACCAGAAUAAAACCAAGAGAUUUCUUAAAUUAAGAUUAUUAAAUCUAGAAAUAAGCAUGUUGAACACUUAAAAUAAGAAAUCAACUCUUAAAACAAGAAUGAAACCAGAAUAAAACCAGUUCAAACCACUUAAAACCGCAUAAAACCAAAGAUUUAUUAAAUUCAGAUUAUUAAAUGUAGAAAUAAGCAUGUUGAACAUACAAACCAGAUAAAUCAAAGAAUAAAGCUGCCAGCAGUGAAGAGUUCAUUUUAUGACUUCAACUUUUCAUUUCAAAAUAAUAACUUUUUUUUAAAAUGUCAUUUCAACUUUUAUCUCAUGAUUUCGACUUUUAUAUCAUAAUUUUAAAAAAUUCAAUCUCAUAAUUUUGACUUUUAUCUCAUAAUUUCCAUUUUUUUAUCUCAAAAUUAUGACUUUUUUAAAUCUCAUUUCAACUUUUAUCUCAUGAUUUCGACUUUUACAUCAUAAUUAAAACAUUUUAAUCUCAUUAUUUCGACUUUUAUCUCAUAAUUUCCAUUUUUUAUCUCAAAAUUAUGACUUUUUUAAAUGUCAUUUCAACUUUUGUCUCAUAAUUUCGACUUUUAUAUCAUAAUAAAAAAAAUGCAAUCUCAUUAUUUCGAUUUUCUCAUAAUUGAAUUUUUUUUAUCUCAAAAUUAUGACUUUUUAACCUCAUAAUUUCAAUUUUUAAUCUCAUAAUUUCGACUUUUUCAUAAUUUAGCAGCGAUGAACUGGCCCGAGCAGAGUGACCUGAUGAUUAUUUGUUUCUUACCAAGAUUUAAAAAAAAACUUUAGAUUUAGAAGUGUUAGAUCAUUUAUCUGGUUUUAAGAGUUAAUUUCUUAUUUUAAGUGUUCAACAUGCUUAUUUCUAGAUUUAAUAAUCUUAAUUUAAUAAAUCUUGUCAAGGUAAAUUAUCUGUCCAUGCAGCAAGAUCAUUUCCCUCAGAUUUACUGUUUCAUCUGGUUUUUUUAUCAGUGUCCACUCAGAGGAACAUGCUGUAAUAUAAAGGGAUAAUGUGAGAUUAUUAUAAUUUUCUUGACGGAUGGCUUGUACAGAUUAUAUUAUUUUAAAGAUUUGUUUUGGUUGUUGUUGUACAAGGGAAACAUUUAGAUGUAAGAUGACUUUAUUUUCUCUUUGAAAACACACUAACUCCAGAUCACUGUCUAAUGCAGCAGAAAAACAACAACAACAACAACAACAACACAUGUUUACUGUCCUACAAAGUCUAACUGCAGUAACUAGAUUUAUGGUCGAAAUUGGAAUUUAGGUUUUCAUUUAGCUUUAUUUCAGAGGAAUAAUGAUUGCAGUAACUACAAAAUCCAGGAAAAAAGUGAGAUAAAAUCCAAUCCACUUUAUUUAUAGAGCACAAUUUUAGCAAACACAAGGUUUCCAAAGUGCUGCACAAUAAUAAACAGAUAACACAAUACAAAGAGAUGUUAAAAAAAAACACAAUAGAAAAGUAAAAUACAGUAAGAUAAAAUAAAUUAUAAAUAGAAUAAAAUAAAUAAAAUGUACUGCCCACACAAAAUAAAAUAUGCAUUUAUACAAAUAAAAACAUAAAAACAUAAAAUCAACACUCUACAUGGUGUUAAAAGCCAACAAAAAUUAUAUUAAGACUAAAAUAUAACAUUACUUUAUAAUAUUAAGUCUAAAAUACACAAAUAUAGUUUGAAUAGAGUUGUUAAACACUUUUAAAACAACAUUAUAGUUCCUGCUCUCUGUUUAUCAUCACUGUUAGAACCUUUUACAGCAAAACCAGAGACAGAAACUAUGUUUUUGGGGUCAAAGGUCAAAUAAAUCAUCAUGAUUUUUUAGCAUAAAAAUGACAUCAUCAAUACAUGUAGAAAUAAGUGUCAUAUCACUUAUCUAACUAUAACACAUUAGGCUGGACAGUUAAAAAACUUUU